Contarinia nasturtii (swede midge) is the source of this 19596-nucleotide messenger RNA. RefSeq names its product histone-lysine N-methyltransferase 2C-like. The record is from RefSeq and is a predicted model, not a curated record. Gene Ontology annotation, cellular component: MLL3/4 complex; nucleus. Gene Ontology annotation, molecular function: transcription coactivator activity; histone H3K4 methyltransferase activity; histone binding. The transcript is spliced from 33 exons. NCBI's taxonomy places the organism in Eukaryota, Metazoa, Arthropoda, Insecta, Diptera, Cecidomyiidae. Bases 264 to 18239 code for a protein of 5991 amino acids. Gene Ontology annotation, biological process: positive regulation of transcription by RNA polymerase II.
AAAAGUGAUAACUUUUUUCUACCCGCUAGCAAAUAAUUUCGAAAGUGAAAAUAUCAAUCUAAAAAUCUCUAUUGAAAAUGGCCAAAAUACAUUUCGACUAGAAUCACACAAAAUUUGAAAUGUGGUAAAAGACGCGUAACAACGCAAAUCGUCUUUUCAUUUUCUACACAUAGAUUUAUAUAAAAUACAUUUAAAACAAAAUACACGAUUCAGAAUCAAAAUAGUUUAAAGAAAAAAAACAUACACAAAUAAAACAGAAAAAUAUGGAUAUUCAAGAAGUUACACUCGACGAUGACUAUGAUGAUGGAUCUGAAGACGGAGAAAAUGAAUUUGAUUUUUUAAGUUCAACAGCUAUUCAACCGAUUUCACGAACAGAAUCAUCGUCCCCAUUUUUAGGUGAAGAAUCGUCGAUUUCACCAAAUUCACAAAACGUUUUUUAUUCCAGUGGCAUUUCAAGUCACAAUAUAAACGAUAAUUCAAACAGUAACGGUCAAUUAAACACAGCAAAACCAACAACAAACGGAGGAAGAAAAAGGGGACCAGGUAGGCCGCGCAAAGAUUUUCCAUUGCACGUACCAACAGCGAAAGCACCACGACGGGGUGGUGGCGCCGGCAAUCGUAUCGUAAAACGUGCAUGCGAUGAAAUCAGCAGCCGCGUACCCAAACCCAUGCGACGCAAUCACACAGCUGGAGGAUCGAAAGCAACAGCGAAUACAAACGCAACUACAGCAUCAGUAACGACUCAGGAAAAUAAUAGUUUUAUGUCUAAUGUAAUGUUACUGUCACCAUUCAACGAUGACGGUAGUAAUAGUUUAACGUCGACGCCAAGUGUAGCAAUGGAAACAGAUCAAUCGGUUUAUGAUCUGCAAAGAGACAUGCAGCAACGACCAGCUGCUCCAGUCGUUGCUGCAAGCACAACGGCAACCUCAAAUAGUGGAGGUGGAGGUGGAGUAGUAGAAAAAGUGAUGCAACCACCGGAAGAAUUGCCGUAUUUUCCAGAAAAGUGGCCGGGUAAAGUGUGUGCAUUAUGCUGUUUAGGCGAACGUAGUCAAAUGGGACAAGGUGAAAUGUUACGAAUCGAAGUAACACAAAGUGAACCAAAAUUAGCAACACCAUCAACACCAAUUCAUGAUUCGUCACAAAUAAAUCAAGAGGAAGAGAGAAAUCCACGCAGUGCGUCAAACGCUCAAACCCAACUAAGUAAUCGACGUCAAAAGGGUCUUAAUAAAUGCAAAAAUCCCGUACUGACAACGGAAUAUGUUGAUGAGCUAGAAAAAAUUGGUUAUCCGGAGAUUGUUGAAUUUUCGAGCUUAAUUGAAGGUGGCUACUAUUACAUUCAUCGCACAUGUGCUUUAUGGUCAAUGGGAAUAACCAGGGAUCUAACGACCGGCGUUUUUGAAAAUGUUGAUGACGUUGUGUCACAAAGUUUGACACGCAAGUGUUCAUUUUGUAAUCGAUACGGUGCGCAUAUGGCAUGUAAAAUGUCUUGUCCGAAAUAUUUUCAUUUACCGUGUGUUGCCGCAUCGGGUGGUUUUCAAAUCAUACAAAAUUUCACGGCAUUUUGUAAAGAACAUUUAGGUCAAGUGCCAUUAGUAUAUAAUGAUAUAGAAGAUAUAAAUUGUCGUGUGUGCAGCGGUUUGGGCGAUGUAUCAAAUUUGAUGAUAUGCUCGAUAUGUGGCGAUCAUUAUCAUGGACCAUGCAUUGGUGUUGCACAAUUGCCAGGAGUUCGAGCUGGUUGGCAAUGUAAAUCGUGUCGUAGAUGUCAAAUAUGUCGUGUACCUGAUGCUAAACAAGCCGAUGGACGUUCACUGUGCUGUGAACAAUGUGAUAAAAUGUAUCACGCCAAUUGUUUACGACCAGUUAUGACUUCAAUACCAAAAUAUGGAUGGAAGUGCCGAUGCUGUAGAGUUUGUUCCGAUUGUGGGUCACGAACGCCAGGCGCUGGAACUUCAUCACGAUGGCAUGCACAUUAUACCGUGUGUGAUUCGUGCUAUCAGCAAAGAAACAAAGGAUUUCAAUGUCCAAUUUGUCAAAGAGCUUAUCGAGCGGCUGCUUAUCGAGAAAUGGUAAAAUGCAGCAAGUGCAAUAAAUUUGUUCAUAGUGAUUGCGAUCCGGAAGCAAGUCUAACAACAUAUCAUGCAAAAAAGGAGGCCGAUUCUGAUUAUGAAUACAUGUGUCCAACGUGUAAAGCAAAAGUUCAAAAUGGUCUGAAAAUGAAUGCGAUUCAACGACGAAACAAUAAUAUUGACGAUGAUAAUAUGUCAGCGUCACAAGAGAGUCUGGGCGAUGGUGAUCAUUCAGAUAACGUAUCGAUGGCAUCUAUCUCAGCAUCCGAGUCAUCUGAAAAAUUGUCGUCUGAUUUUGGUUUGGGCAAAGGUAAACCAUUGUCGGCCAAUAAAAUGAUUGCGAAAAAACGUUUACCGGGCGUUGUUGGUCGGCCGAAAGGUGGUGGGAAAUUUUCAUUUCAAAAGAAACAGCGUACGGCUGAAUUUGGACGAAAACGUGGCCCAAAGGCAAAAAUGCGUGGUGUAUUUGGUGUACCUGGUUUAGGAUUACAACGUCCAACAUCCGAUUCAAAUAAUAAAGCCGACGAAGAGCCGGGCGUUGAAAAUCGUUUGGUUUUGUGUUCGGCUAAAGAUAAAUUUGUGCUGACACAAGAUAUAUGUGUAAUGUGCGGCGCCAUUGGAACCGAUCAAGAGGGUUGCUUAAUAUCGUGCCUACAAUGCGGUCAAUGCUAUCAUCCGUAUUGUGUAACAGUUAAAGUAACCAAAGUCAUAUUGCAACGUGGAUGGCGAUGCUUAGAUUGUACGGUUUGUGAAGGCUGUGGCUCAAAAAAUGACGAAUCAAGGCUCAUUUUAUGCGAUGAUUGUGAUAUAUCGUAUCACAUUUAUUGCACCGAUCCACCGCUCGAAAUUGUGCCGGACGGCACAUGGAAAUGUAAAUGGUGUGCAAUGUGUCAGAAAUGCGGUUCAAAUACACCCGGAUUAAAUUGUACGUGGCAAAAUAGUUUCACUGAAUGUGGUCCAUGUGCUAGUCAAAGUCAAUGUGCCUUUUGUUCAUACGCCUAUAACGAUGGAGAGCUUUUGAUUCAGUGUACAUACUGUGAACGAUGGCUGCACGCAAACUGCGAUGAAAUAAAAAACGAAGAAGAUGCCGAACGUUGUAUUGAAGAAGGUUAUAAAUGCCGACUAUGCCGUCCAAAGGAUGCACUUCCACCACAUUUGAUACCUGUUAAAAAACCAUUGCCAAUCAAUACAAAUACCAAAGCGAUUACCACUCCCACAACACCAAAAUCAAUUGAUGAUGGUCUGGGUGAUUCCGCACCGCCAACAACAUACGAUGGCUUUCACAUGGUUGACGGUGUUUCACUCAGUGAUAUCGGUGCACAACAAAUAAAAUCACUGCAAAUGGAAUUGGUGCGAAAGAAGCGAAAAACAAAAAUAUUGCCUAUCGAAGCGCCACCUGUUAAGGCUCAAGAGGCUGGUAUUAUGGCAGCCAUUGAAUCAGUAGUGGCUGGCGGUAGUUUAGAGAAUUCACUUGAAGAUAUUAAACUUGAACCGCUUGAUCCACGUGAAGAGGCCGAAAUUUAUAAGGAUGGUAUGAUAUGGGAUAAAGAUUCAAGGCCACCAGAAGGAUUUACCAUUGGCACAAAUGAACAGGGUGUAUCGGUGUUGCGGAAGAAACGCCAACGAAACUUACAAAAAUUAGGCAUUGGCGGAUUUGUAGUGCGAAAUCGUACCGUUCGCAAAGAUGGCACAAACAAAGAUGAAGACGAAACGCCAGACGGUUCAUUGCAUUUUAGCACCACAAUGGCCGAAGAUAAAAAGAAACAAAAUCGAAAAAAGAUUAAAACAAAAUUGGUCGACACAUAUCCAAGUUACUUACAAGAGGCCUUCUUCGGUAAAACUCUAAUGACCGUACCGAAACCGAUGAAAUUCGAAUCAAACAGCAGCAGUGAAGAUGAAAUGACCAAGAGCAAUGUCACCGAAGACAAAACCAUUCAAUUGUCGACAGAGGAAAUUAAUAUUUUGAAUGCGCAACGUAUGAAACAACAAAAAUUGAUGGAAGAAAAGAACAAACAGAAUAUAAUGCUCGCAAACACAGUCACCACACCGCCAAUCGGCCAAAUAAAAUCGCCGAUUAUUUCAAAUGUUUCAUUAAAUUCAAUUCGAAUGAGUGGCAUUAAAACGGAUCCAUCAACGGUGGUACAACAAGACACCGAAAUGACCGAUGUCUCGAAUUUACCAGUGAUCACUUCGAAUGAUGCAAUUCGGAAGAAUGAAUUAAACGACAUGGGUCUUGAUAGUCUUGACUUCAAAAUGGAUACGAGCGCCAUUUUGCCUGAUGAGAUGCAACAACAGCAACAUCAACAGCAGCAGCAACAUCAACAAAAAGUUCAACGGACAAUCGUUCCAAAUACUCAAUUGGCACCACAAAUUACCAAAUUGCCACCAAAUAUUCAAGCAAACGUUGUUAAACAACAACAACAACAACAACAGCAGCAGCAGCAACCGCAACAACAACUUCCAAUUCAUGCGAAUACUGUGCAAACAAUGGUCGUCAAUUCCAUUCCGAAGAAGAUACCUGAACCACAAAAUCAACAACAAAUGAAUAUGCAAACGGUGACCGUGUCGCAGCAGCAACAACAAACGGUCAUUCCAACGCAAACAACCAUUGAAAAAUCCAUUCAACCACCACCAAUUCAGAUGCAAUUAAACCAAAGAGCCUUAACCAAUCAGCCCCAACUAAACCAAACAAUGCAAUCACUAUCUCAAAUCGAGCCAAUGCAACAGUCUCCAGCUGACAAUAAUAUUACACAAAAAAUUGGACCAAUGCCGGUUGAUCAGCAACGUGCACAAUUGGCAUCUGCGCAAGGAAUCCAAUUGAACCAAAUACAGACCCCAAUACAACAGAUUGACAUCAAAACCGAACAUCAAACGCAACAAAAACAGACAAUACAAGUGGUGCGACCACAAAAUGUGAAUCAGCCAUUCAUUGCUCAAAGUCUUCCUCCCAACAAUGUCAAUAUCAACACAAGCAUGAACAAUAAUACCAAUAUGAAUGCAAAUAUUGUUAAUACAAAUAUGGACCAAAUGACAAGCGGUGCUGUCGGUGUCGAUGAUGGCCUAUCGAAUGCAGCACCUGCAACACAAUCUACCAGCUAUAAUCAGAAAACAUUCGACCGAAUGCGACAAGAUGAAGUACUCGAAGGUUUGGCAACCAUAUCAGCCGUUUUGUAUGCGAAUACAAAUCAUCCUGAACUGAAAGUCGAUUAUCCUCAAUGGAAUGACCGUUACAAGCAAAUCUUGAAGAAAUGGCGUGCACUGUCAACCGAAAGAAAAGCGCCAUUCUUGCAAAAAGCACGAGAGAAUCGUUCUUGCUUGAAGAAGGCUCAAGCGGCUCCGCAAACAUCACCCAGCAGCAAUGAUGCUAUUAGGCCGCAAUCGCAACCACAACCACAACCAAUGCAACCAUCUGAAAUUCCUGUCACUCAAAAUAAAAUCCUUUCGAUAACCACAACUGAAAUCCCUGGCAAUAAGAUAAUAUCGGUUACAACAUCGACAACGCAGCAACUACCAAUGCAGCCACACCCAACACAGCAACAGCCGCAACGAAAUACUAGCAUAUUGGAUGAACUAACUGAAUCAAAUGUACUUAGUGCAUCCAACACAAUUCUAAAUCCCAUUUCCCAAACUGACACAAUACACUCACAAAAUUCCUCCACUCAUUCCAAUCACAUUGACAUUGAACAUAACUACAAAGAAUCGUACAAUCAUUUAAACGAUUCGAAAUCAAUUGGCGUUGGUGGUCAAACGGUGUCGUCGUCAUCGUCGGCCCCAGCUGGCGUUGGCGCCGUCGUCGCCACCGCUGUCACAACGGCCAAAUCCGUUAUCACUACUAACAAUACUAGCACAAUCGUAACGAACACAAUGCAAUCAAAUUCUGUAAAUUCUAGUACAUUGCCUAUUAACUUAAGCGUAGAAUUGCGAAAAAUUCAACAAUCAGCGGGAUUAAUUACGUCUAGUAGUAAUAGUACGUUUAUAUCGAAGCACAUUUAUCACUCCACUGAUAAAAUGCAAAUGGGCAGUAGUUUAAUGGCUCGUAUACCAGCACCGAAUGUAACGGUUGUCGAUAAAAACGGUGAAAAUAUUCGUAUAUUGAAACGUGUACCCGAUUCAAAUUUUGGUGCACAUUCUUUUGAUAAUUCUGCCAUGAAAUCGUCCAGUUUGACACAAUCAUCGGCAUCAUUGUCGUCUUCAUCGUCGUCGUCGUCGUCUACGUCGUUGUCGUCAUCGUCAUCCAUAUCAUCAGUAUCAUCCCUAUCGUCUUCAACAACGGCGCGAUCAUCAACUUCGAUCAGUUUAAUUAGCACAAAUGCUGCUGGGGCUGCUGCCGCAGCAGCUUCAACAAAUUCUAUGUACGAUCAACACAUUCGUGUAUUGACACCAGUUGAGAUAAUGCGAACACUUCCAUCAUUACAUGAUCAUGAAAUGACAACGUCAAAUGAAUCAACGGCCACUGGACAUUUUUCAACCGCAUUAUGCAAAAGUAGACGUAAUACAAUCACUAGUUCACAUGAAAAUAGCAAGGAUACCGUUGAUAGCACGGCAAUUGAGUCGGUGAGCGGCAUCAGCAGUAAUAAUCAAUCGAAGAAAAUGCAUGAUACAAAUACCGGUAGCGGUGGCGAUGAGGAAAUGCCCGAAAAGCAAAUUAACAAUAUAAUUAUAAAUUCGAAAAUGGACGAAAUCGCAUCACCAAUUGUCAGUUCAACGCAAUUGAAAUCAACAAUAACAACAACGGUGGACCCAACACAAAAUCGCAACACAUUCGCUAAUUUAACACAAUCGUCUAGUCUAACCCAUUCGUCCAAUUGCUCUUCUCCAUCAUCCACGUCCAAUACCAAUGCCGCACUAACAAUGGAUCAAGAGAAACAUAGUAUGGAUAUUCAUCAGAAAAAUGUCCGCCAACAAGAAAAUGAACGACAAUGGAAACAAUUGCAAGCAAUGCGUGCACGUGAACAACAACUACAACAAAUGCAAACGAUGCCUGAAAAGAUGCAUGUGGAUCAAACGCCAAAUCAAAUGCAAGUCCCUGCUAAUCACAAUAAUACCAACGAUGCCAAUGGAACUAUUGCAAAUAGAUGCCCACCAAAUAUGGGCGGUCAAUUCCAAGUGGCACACCAAAAAACUCAUCGUAUGGUGGUUGGAAUGCCGCCGGGAGCCAAUCAACAGUUUCAAUUACCUCAGCAACGAACUGUUUCGGUUCAAAUACCACGACCAGGACAAAUUCAACAACGUAUCGUACAAAGUCCGUUCUCUCCACAAUCGCAAACACCUCAAUCGCCACAUAAUCAAUUCCCUUUGUCACCAGCAACUAGUACGCAUGAUCAAUUUUCACGUCCGUCAUCCGAAUGCUCACAAGAUCCAUACUUAAAUUCCCCUCAAACUCCACGUCCAUUUGAUCACCAAAGUCCAACAGCAAGUGCCGGACAAAGUCCAAGUAGUCAUAUGCAUAUGAGAACACCAAUGCAUAAGCCAAGCGAUAUUCAAGGUCAAAUUCAACCGAGAAACAGCCCAUCACCAUAUUCGUCGCCAGCGCAAUCACAAGAGAAUAAUCGACAAUUACGUGAUCUUUUACAACAACAACCGCAACAAAAUGCAGUCAAUACAUUCCGACAACCGUUACCACCUGGUAUGAUAGCGCGUCCAACGCGAUUCAUGGGUCCACAGCAGCAAUCUCAACCGCAACCACCACAGCAGCCACACCAACAACAACAUCAAACGGUUAAAUCAGUUAUUACUGUUCAAAAUACGCCAAUCGUUAGUUCAGCAGCCGAAAAUAUUGUAACAAAUGUGAAUCAACAGGUUGCAACUACUCAACCUAAUAUGAUCAAUACAAAUGCAAAUGAACAACAGCAACAGCAACAAUGUGCACCAAAUCAAACAUCUGCCGAACAACCACAAAUGAUUGAUAACUUUGGUAAUCAUGCCGAAUUGGAGAAACUCGAAGUUGGUGAUAUUCUUGGUGAUUUGGGCGAAGAUGAUGACGAUGAAUUAUUAAAAUCAUUCACCGCUGAUAUGGGUGUCGAUUUUAAUAUUUUGGAAUAUGCUGAUCCCGAAUUGGAUGCACUCGACGAAGCCGAUCAAUCCAAUUUGCUGGAUAGUUUUGAUUUCGAUGAAACGGAAGAAAAGGAAAAAGCCAAACGUGCCGCAUUGGAAAAAUUGAAUAAAGCCCAUGAAAACAAAGUAGCAAUGGGCCAAUUGAAAACAAAUCUCAAUCAAAAUGCCGAACAACAAACGAAUGCAACAAAUCCAAUCGUUUCAAAUGUACCACAAACAUCGCUAUCAAAUCAAAUUACACAAGCCAAUCGACCACAACAAACACAACAACAAAUUAUGAUGCAACAAAGGCAAAUGCAAGCCAAUAUGGGUGGCCAACAACGAGUGCAACUUCGUUCAAAUCCACCGCCAUAUCCAGUUCCGCCACCACCAUAUCCAGGUGCCAUUAACAAUGUAUCGGAACAGCCGCUGUUGCUGGAAGAAUUAUUGGAACAAGAGAAACGUGAAAAGCAAGAGCGUGAACGUCAAGCAUCGAUGAACAAUGAUAUGACAAAUUCGAAUAGUUCGAGCUUGUUGAGCGAUCAUGAUUUUGAGCGGUUACGUGCUGAUGUGCUUGGCACGCAGGGUAUACAAACACAAGGAAUGCCAACCCAAGGUAUUCCGGCCCAAGGUCUUUUGCCAAUCCAACAACAACAACCAAUUAUGCAAAAUCAACCACAACGACAAGCAUUUAUUGCACAAAACCAACAACCACGACCGCAAUUCAUUCAACGUGCGGUUACACAACAACAGCAACAGCAACAGCAACAGCAACAGCAACAACAGCCACAACAACAUCAACCACCACCGCCUCAACAGCAUAUGCAAAAUCAAGUGCAAAAUAUGAACACUGGCAUGGAACCAACGGUUAUUAAAACUGAAGGAUGUAGCAUACCAAUGUUUGUGGCCAAUUUACAAAAGGCACCAUCCAUUCCACCGGACACAAUUGUUACCGAACAAGAUCGUCAAAUUCAAAUCAACUACGAACAAUGGCUUGCCACGCAAGAAAAUAAAUUGGACCAUCAACGAAAAUACUAUGAAUCCGAAGUGCAAAAACUUCGAAAAUCACGUAAAGCAUUGAAUAGCAAACAACGUAUGCUGAAAAAAGGUGGAAAUGAUCUGUGCGAAACUGAUACAAUUGAAUUGAAUAAAAUCACCGCUGAUCAGACGUUCGUUCAAAAGCAAUUGGAAAAUGCACGUAAACAAGCACGACAGCACUCGAUUGUUGUUAAUGAUUACAAAAACAAACAACAAACGGCCAAUAUGAAAAACAAUCUGGCAAGACAACAAAUGAACGUUCAACAGCAACCGCAACAAAUAAUGUCGCCAAUCAAUCAACCGGGUGUUAUGUCGGCACAAUCGCCAUUGGGAAAUACGACACCACAGUCAAAUAUGAUGCAAAUGUCAGCUCAAUCACCGCUCGGCAAUCCCGGUCAACAAACGAACAUGAUGCAAAUGUCGGUACAAUCACCAAUGCAGGCACCAAGCCCAUUGAUGGCACAGAGUCCCAUUCCAAGUAAUGCAAUCAUGCAAAGUCCGGGCAAUCCAAAUAUGUCACCGUACAAUAGUCAACCGUCACCACUUCCUGGUACACCACGUAUUGGUACACCGCAUUCACAGCCGGAUGAUCAGCCACAAUCGAAUGCACCUCAAAUGAGCCCAUUUAGUCCAGGUGCUACAAUGAGUGCUUCACCAUCCCCAUCGUUACCGGGCCGAUUAACAUCGCCGGCGCCCAGAAUGACCUCACCUCAACAUCAUCGAAUCGGUGGACCACCAAUGCAAGGUCGAAUUUUGACAAGUCCAAGUCAUACAUAUGCACAACAAAAUAUUGUGCAAACACAAAUGAUUGUGAAUCAACAUCGUUUCGUUCGACCUCAACAACAACAGCAGCAAGUGCAACAACAACAAAUUGUGGUCAAUCGACAGGCAAUGUCGGGAUAUAUUUCACCAUUGGGUAGCCCACAACCGAUAAUGUCACCGAAUCCAACACCCAUGCAACAAAUGCAACCACAGCAACAACAACAGCAACAGUUGCAGCGGAGACAACAGAGUGUAAUGCAGAUGCAGAGACAACAACAAAUGAUGCAAAUGCAACAGAAUCAAUUACAACAGAAUCAAAUGCAACAGAACCAGAUGCAACAAAAUCAAAUGCAACAAAAUCAAAUGCAAAUGCAACAGGUUCAGUCGCAACAACAACAACAUUACAUUCAACAACAAGUUGUUAGUCCAAUGAUGAUAAGUUCACCGCAUAUGCAACGUCCGCCAAGUGGUGGACCAAUGAAUUCGCCACAAGUUCAGCAACAGCAACAACAGCCACAACAGCAGCCACCACCAGGCUAUGUGUAUCAAAAGCCUGGUUUGCGUGGUGGUGCCCCCAUUCAUGGAUUCAGUCGCGGUGCUAAGCGAUUGCCAACAGCAAGUACAUCAAGUGCCGGUCAAUCACAAACACCGCAAACAAGCAAUCCUGUUGUAAUUGUGAACAAUGUAACGAUUCUAAAGAAAAGGGGUGGCGGAACGAUGAAAGCGACCGGAACAUUGAAAGCGGCAACUGGUACACGAAUUAUACAUAGAGGCAAAGUGGCCAAUAUAAUGCAAGCCCAAGAUGAUUACGAUGAAACGUCAAAUGCAUCGACAAUGUCAACGCCAACCACAUUCACCAUUCAGCCGCAUACGAUCAAUCGAAAUUUAAAACGAACCGCAUCGGAUAGUUGUUAUACAACCACUAAAACCUUACGAUCACCGCUAACCGGUUCAACAUUGACAAUGGAAGAUGUGGUGGUGAUUGACAGUAGCCCAGAUGAAAAACAACGAAUCAUGGACUAUGACGAUGAUAAUGAUAAAUCGGUGAUUGGACCCGAGAUAUCACUUAGCUCUGUUGCACAGAAUGCAAUCGAUGGUGAUGAAGUUUCCGUUAUUUACGAUACAUCGGCCGGUAAUGAUUUUAACAUUGCUUCAAGCCCGCUCGAACCAGAAGAAAUAAGCGAAGAAUAUCCGCUAUUUCCAUGCGUGGCCGAUUAUGUUGAUGAUGGUGAACGGCACACGAUCGAAAGUCCAAACGAAGACGAUUCGAAAUCAUUAACGGUCGAAGAUAUGAGCGACGAAGAGGGAAAACAUGGUCAUUCCGAAUCGCCCGUUUAUUUAGAUGAAAUUGUCAAUUUGGACACAAAUUCCGAAGAACAUUUUGCAACGACCGAAGAAGAGAUCAUGUCAAUGAAUUCGGAAAUUAUCAUAAUGGAUUCAAGCAUUAAAACACCGGAAGAUCGAAUGCAUGGAUCGGCUGACGAUUAUGAAGCUAUGAUCGAUUCGGGUAAGAGUGAUUCAUCGAUUGAACUAAUGGAAGUCGAAUCCGAACAAGAACUGCCAUUGAUAAAAACCACAACAAAACCAACAGCCACAAUUGCAAAAGAAUCACACACUUUAAAUAAAGGUCGUGUAUUCACUGUUGUUAUGCCACAGUCAUCAUCGUCAUCGGCAAAACCUCAAAUUGUAUCGUAUGGACGCAAAGCGAUUACAGCCACUGCAAUUACAACAAAUAAAAAUGCCGUCUAUUCAAAUGUAUCGACAUCGGCAUCCACUCAUAAUUUAAUGAAAGAUGCAACACAAGCCAAAUAUUUGUUGGGCGAUCAAACGAUUUCGGUGCCAAUAUUAAAAAAUGCCAUUCCAUUGGCACGUGUUACGAGCGCCAAAGGCGGCGGUGAAACAACAAAUAAAAAAAUCAUUGGACAAUCGGCCAUUAUCAUUGGUAACGAUAAUAUUAUUGGUACAUCAUUGUCAAAUAUGACGUUGAAGAAAAUCAACACAUCAAAUUAUGUCACAAUAUCACCGUUAAACAUACAGCACUCGGGCGGUAGAAUUUUGUCGGCACAACUUGUGCGAGCACAACCAUCACAGCAAACCGUCACGACAAAUCAAGCGAGAAAAAUUACCUCGAUUGCUGGUACACAGAUAACAAAAAGUGUUACGCCAACAUUAACCUAUUCGAAAAUUGGUCCGACACUCGCAUCGUUAAAAGUAUCACAGGAUAUUUCGUUGCCUACAAAAUUAUUCGAAGACGAAUCCAUUUCGCCCGACAGUUCGAUCGAACAAGAUGAAAGCGAUUUAAUGUUGACCGAAGAAACAAUUUACACAACCGAAGACUCAAAUCCGAAUAAUCGUGAUGCAAAUGACAUUGGCGAGAAUUCGCAGAAAUCACUAUCGUCACCGAUGUCCAUAUCAAAUCAAGACCGUAUUAUCGAAGUUGAUGAAAUGCUAAACGAUGAUUGGAAACGUAAAUCAACAUCGUCAUCACCGGUUAUCAAGACGGACAGUCAAUCGAAUGCAUCGCUUAGUGGCAGCGGUAUUGUUUCAAAUGCUGAAAAUAAAUCACAACAAUCCGAUCAAAUUGAAAAACAACAAACGCUGACCCAACAAAAGCAAACCGCUCAAAUUCCAGUACAUGUUAUCAUUAAAUCUGAAUCGCCAACCGCAAGUCUUCAGCCAGCUACUGCCGCACGUUUGACAUCAAAUUUGCCACAAUUAUCACCGCUAUCGCAACCAAACGAGAUAAAUUCCAAUGUGGCAAAUGCAUCGCAACAAUUGCGUUCAAUUAUGUCAUCAAUUAAUCAGCAAACAACAACAAAUAGCACAACUGGCGUUACAUCGAAUCAAAUAAAACCGGUCACAACGACCGUUGAAAUUAAAUCAAUCGAAGCACAAGUAUCAGUUGCAAAUACAAUGUUGGUAGCAGCUGCAGCUGCAUCGAAUACAUCAACAACCACCAAAAUGGAAACAAAUAUCGUAAAAACGGUGGUGCCCACAAGUUUCGAAAAUGUUUUGGCCGUCAAUCGACAAAACAAUGAAUUGAAUGCCAAAACCGAAACGCCCGGUCCAAAGAUUAUUGUCACCGACACAAUUCCGACAACAAUAACAACAACCGGCAAAAUUUUAACAUCUCAAGCAUUCAAUCAAAAUAACAUUGGAUCGAUAACAACAACAUCGGCGGGUAGUAUACUAUUUGUGAAACAAUUUCGAAAUGUGUCGCCAAUGGCAAGCCGAAGUCGAUCACCAGUUACGGUCAAUUCAUCGGGCGCAAAAACGCAAACAUUUUCGCUGGUCAAAUCAACCAUGGGCGGUACACCGAUCAUUAUUUCUGGUCAAGCAUCUCAGCAAGGUAAUUCGGUUAUUCUGAAUAAAAUACCAACGAUACUCACCAAAGUCUCCACCACCAAUGCUAUUGUAACGGCCGGCAAUACAAUUGCCGUUUCUUCAACGUCAUCAAAUCAAAUAACAACCGUCACCGGUACAAAGAAUGCAACACAAACAAUGAGCAUAUUGGGCAGUACAUUAUCACAACCACAACAAUCUCGCAUUGUUCCAUAUGCCGAAGGUCAACACAUUACCAUUUCAAAGAAACCAAUUAAAUUGCCGAUUUUGACGGAAAUCAAAGGUGCAACGGUUGUUUCAAAUGCAUCAGUCACCGGCCAAUCAUCGGCCAGUUCAACGGCAGCUAUUCAAAAUAUUUUACAAUCAAGUUUGUACAGUCAUCCAACGAGCGGUAGUAUUUUAAGUGCAACACUCAGUCAACCAGCCCAGAAACCAAAUACAAAAUUAUUACAAUCACAAUUGACGAAUAAUCCAUUCCGUCGAUCGAAAUCGACCGAUGAAGUGCCCGGUUUUCUUAAAGAAACACCAGCGCAAAUUAUUGGUAAACGACAUAGCAGCAUGGAAGCAUCAAACACAAUUAAAGAUGAAAGAGAUGAAGCGAUUACACCAACUACAGCUUCAGUUGCUCAAACCAAAACCACCGAAAGUUUAACGGAAAACUGUAAAUUUACCACCGUCACCAUGGUUCAUAAAUCGGACGAAUCACAAAAUGUAUUGCUGAAACAAUUAUUGCAACAAGCAAGCAAUACCACGCCGACACCGUCAUCAUUGCCAACCAUUGUAUCGCGAUCGGGGACAACAUUAAGAGCACCAAGUUUGGGUGUUGUUAGCUCACUUGAAGCACAGCUGGCACGACCAGUUAUUCUACCCGUUCCAGCCACACCAAAUGCAAUCCAAUCAAAACCGAAUACACUAGCUACAUCCACAACAACCACAUCGCAAGCAUUCAGUUCGCAAAUGAAUAGUACGAAUAAAUCGUCUAGUGGAACGGUUGCUGUUAGCACCACUUUAGUUGAUUCGUCCAAAAAUUCAGUACGAACGCAUCAAAUUCUAUCGCGAGAAACUUCUUUCAUAUCGAAGCCAGUUACUACUGAAGAUAAGGAUGAACCGGUCAUUCCUUCGCCGAUUGUGUCAGCAAGCCAAGCUACGCCGGCACCACAAAUCACAGUUCCAAUAAUUACAACAACGGGCACACCUCCGUCUACCGUUACAAUUACAACAAAAACAACAAGUCAAUUGGAGUCGGUACCAGCACCAACGACAAUGCCAGAGGUGGUGUCGACAGUGGCUGAAGUAACAACUACCACCGUUACCACAACAAAUUCACAGCCGCCGAAUACAGCAAUCAUAGCGCAAAAGAAUUGUGUUGCAUUGCAACAGCAGACAUCGGUUGAAAAUUCAGCAGAACCACUUCCAGUAGUAACAAUACCACCGACUGAUGUGAUCAAAACAGAGCCAAUGGCUCAAAAAGAUCCACCACAAAAUGCAGCUCAAUUUAUGCGAACGACUGUUGAGCUUACAAAUGCUACAGCGAUUGUAAUAAAACGUGAAGAUUCCAUUCCGUCCCAACCGAGUCCCACGCCAACAUCACGACCGCCGUCAAUCCUAUCAAAUUCGGAUGUAAAACGUGAAUUGCUCGAUGACAAUUCACAAAUGAGUGCUGCUUCAGAUCAUAGCAGCAUAAAACAAGAUUCAAUCAAAGAGGAGACAACGGACACGAUUACCGAUCCCGAAAUGGCAGCAAGAAUCGCUCAAGAAACUGCACUUGAAAUAAAACGUAGAAAACGUCGGGAAUACCAAAAGAAUCGUCGUGAAUAUCAGAAGAACCAGAGCAAAGAGAAUGUCAACAAUGCGACCAGUAGUGGUCCGGUGAAGAAGAAACCUCGCAAAAUGAGUUCAACCACUAAAAUCGAUGAAGAUUACGAUACGUUCAUUGAUAAUUUGAUGGUUCAAUUGAAAUGUAUGCAACCGAUGCAAAUACUCGAACCAACAUUAAAUCGUGACUAUUCAAUUAGUGCGGCAUUUGGUGCGGGUGAUUUGAAUAAAUUCGGUUCGGAUCGUGAAUACAAUGUCAUUUCCGGUGAUUUGAUCAAUAAAUACGGUGUCGCUGAAUUGGAGAAUAUCGCUGAUCAUUACAAUACAAAACCAUUCGGUUGUAAAUCACCGAUGUCCGAACACCAUAAUCCAUCCACACAUUAUGGUUUUUAUGAUCAAGAAUUUUCACCAAUUAAAUUCUCAAGCGAUGACGAAAAUCGUAGUAAAUACGAUUUCCUAAAGGAACGUGACAUUGAAACACCCGACACGAUUAUUAGUUCAUCAAGUCCAGAGUGCGUGAUUCAAGAUUCACCAUCACAUUUUCCUGGUUUGCGUUUGAUUCAAGAAGACGAUGAAGACGCUGCGAUCGAAUCUCAAAUCAAUAAACGUAUGUCACCACAAAUUCCAAUCAUAACACCGAUACCGAUUCGUUUGAAGAAAGGAAUGUCAUUGUCACCCGACAAAAAUAGCAAUACGCUAAUUGAUAAGAACAGUGUUAAAGAUAUAUUUGGAAAUAAAUCGAAAUUUGGACCACCGAUACCGGCACUGAAAGAUAAAAAUAACGUAACAAUCACGUUAACACUAACAUCAUCGGCGGCCGAUGACAUUUUAACGGUGCUACAAGAUUUGGCAAAUAUCCUGCACAUUCAUCCACCGACUUCAUAUGAAAUUGUUGAACGAACAACAACGCCGCCAAGCCAAAAACUUGGUUUGUAUCGAACACGCGGCAAAGAUGGCAAAGAAGGUGCACCAAUUGAUAUUCAAACGAUUUUAAAUGGAAAUGCCAAGUUUUGUCGUCACUGUGAUGUGGUCAUUUUGAAUACGGUUAUCCGAGCCAAAGCCUAUGAAUUUCCAUUGCUUGCACAAAAUAAAAAUGAAUUUAUGAACGAAAGUGACGAUUUAUACUUUUGCAGUAAAUCAUGCUAUCGACAAUUCAAAUGUGUACCCACCAAUAUUUUGGAUGAUAAAUUACCAGAACCAUCGAACGCUGAACAAAGUACAUACGAUGAUACGGUCAAAUACAGUAAAUGUCCCAACAUUUUGCUGACUUCAUCGAUCACCGAACAGAAUGAUGUGAAUGCCGAUGAUGAAAAUAGCAAAGAUACUUCGAGCAUCAGUGCGAUUGACACCAAAGAUGAUAAUACAAAGGAUAGCAUUAGUUCUGCCACCGAUUCAGAUGUGAAAAAUGAUUUGAAAUUGGAUAUAGUGAAAGCGAAUGCACGAAAAUUAACGCCCGACGACGAAGAAAAAGGACCGUCCGCUAAGAAACAAAAAGGAAUGCAAUACUUGAAAUAUUCACCGGGAUGCUUUAAACCAAACACCAAAUACAAGAAAAUGACGGAAAAAGAAACCACCGAAAUGCUAUUCCGAAUGAAUAUUACGGUAACACCAUCGUCCGAUAAAUUGCCCGAAGAUACGCGCAAAUGUAUAUUUUGCCAUCAAAUUGGUGACGGUGUGGCCGAUGGUCCAUCACGUCUAUUGAACUUUGACGUUGACAAAUGGGUGCAUUUAAAUUGUGCUCUAUGGUCGGACGGUGUUUAUGAAACGGUCAACGGUGCAUUAAUGAAUUUAGAAAAUGCAUUGCAACAGAGUUUUACACAAUUGUGUGCACUCUGUAAUCAAUAUGGGGCAACAAUAAAAUGCUUCAAAAAUCGCUGUACAAAUAUCUAUCAUUUGAGUUGUGCAAUUAAAGACAAAUGUGUAUUCUAUAAAAGUAAAACAACGCACUGUGUUAGCCACGCACCGAAAACGGAGAAAGACAAUGAGUUGACGACAUUGAGUGUGCAGCGUCGUGUUUAUGUGGAACGUGAUGAACCACGGCAGGUGGCUUCAGUGAUGCAUCACUCGGAAUUGAGUAAUUUAUUGCGUGUUGGUAGUUUGAUAUUCUUGAAUGUUGGCCAAUUAUUGCCGCAUCAAUUGAUCAAUUUCCAUACGCCAAAUUUUAUUUAUCCAAUUGGUUAUAAAAUUCUACGAUUCUAUUGGUCAUUCCGACGACCAAACAAACGAUGCCGUUACAUUUGUUCGAUUGCCGAUGUUUCGGGUCGUCCCGAAUUUCGUGUACUUAUCCAAGAACCAAACGAAGAAGAUGUUGAGUAUCGUGAUUCAACACCAAAAGCCAUUUGGCAACGUAUUCUUGAGCAAUUGGCAAAACUACGAAAAGAACAUAAUUUAGUGGAAAUCUUUCCCAAAUACAUCAUCGGUGAAGAUUUAUUCGGUUUAACUGAACCGGCCGUUGUUCGCAUUUUGGAAAGUUUACCAGGAAUUGAAACGCUCACCGAUUAUCGAUUCAAAUACGGACGAAAUCCAUUGCUUGAAUUACCAUUGGCCAUCAAUCCAUCGGGAGCCGCACGUACUGAACCGAAACCACAACAAAAUCUCAGUUGGAAAAAACCACACACACAACGAUCGGGCAGCGCAAGCCAACGGCCAACAUUUGUUGCAUCAACAUCGGUUGUUGGUGAGGUGGCAUGCCCAUACAGCAAACAAUUCGUUCAUUCGAAGAGCUCACAAUACAAAAAAAUGAAACAAGAAUGGCGAAAUAAUGUAUUCUUGGCUCGAUCGAAAAUUCAAGGACUUGGUUUGUAUGCAGCUCGUGACUUGGAAAAACACACGAUGGUCAUUGAAUAUAUUGGUGAAGUGAUUCGAUCAGAACUAUCCGAAUUACGUGAGAAACAGUACGAGGCAAAGAAUCGUGGAAUUUACAUGUUCCGUUUGGAUGAAGAUCGUGUCGUUGAUGCAACGUUAUCAGGUGGUUUGGCGCGUUACAUUAAUCACUCGUGUAAUCCGAAUUGUGUCACAGAAAUUGUUGAAGUCGAUAGAGAAUUCCGCAUCAUCAUAUUUGCAAAGCGUCGCAUCAAUCGUGGCGAAGAGUUAUCGUAUGAUUAUAAAUUUGACAUCGAAGAUGAUUCACACAAGAUUUCUUGUAUGUGCGGUGCACCAAAUUGCCGUAAAUGGAUGAACUAAAAAAACCGAUAACGAUAACCAAUUGUGGCAUGCAUAAUAAAAAAUGGUUUGAAUAAUCGAUGUAGACAACAAUUGAUGGAACCCAUUUCAACAUUUUGUGAUAAUAAAUUAAAAUUAUAAAUUUAAACGAAUGAAUCGGGGUCUGUAUGCAUAUAUACAUAUAUAGUUCAGACGAAGCGUUAAGCGAAACUACGGAGACAGACAUAGAGAGAAAGCAUGCACAUCAUCCACAUGCAUAUGACACCAUACCGUAAUCGCAUUGAAUUGAUUUCUCUCAUCUCAGCAAGUAAACCUGUUGAACAACCAGCAAUAAUUCUACAGUCAUUCAACAACAUUUAUAGAUUUUUAUCUUCAUUAUCUUAUUUAAACUCACACCAACUUCUCACGUAUAAUAAAUAUAUAUAUUUUCCGUGCAUCCAUUUAACACACACAUAUAUACAUAUUAAAAAUUUCAAAUCGUUUUAAUUUCGUAUACUACCGAUAUGGAUAAAAUGUGUGUUGAGAUUUGAAAAAGACGAAGUUGAUUAAAAACCAAAAUCCAAAUUCUCUAAAUAUAAAUGCUAUAUAUUUUUCUUUCUCGUACACCGAAGAAAAAAAAAGUUAAAAAACAAAAACAAAAAUAUUAACAACAAAAGAUAUAAAGAACGCUUUGAUCCAUUGUUAAAUUUACGAUUUACACAAAACCCAACAAAUGAACAUACAAACAAACAAAUUAAAAAGAAAUAUAUUAUAUGGUUUUUCUAAUGAGUACCAACAUAAAAAAACACUAGAUUGUAGACAUGUAAAUAUGUUAUUUACUUUAAUUCAAUUUGAUAUUGACAAAGAGAAUGAGAGCAAGAAUGAAUAAACAAAACGAAACAAAAACUUACAGAAAAUUACGAGAAAGAAUGAGAACAUUAAAAUGCAAUUCUAUAUUUUUGAUAAAAAAAAACAUCAAACGCAUCGCAAAGCGAACAAAGGGAGACAGACAUACACAAACAAAUGAGAGAAAAAUUUAUGUUAGCGCUAUUGCACUUGAGAAUCGAUUACACGCUUGAUUUGAAGGCACGAGUGAAUAUUGAGAAAAAAAUCACAAAAUUGCGUUAAAUUUUCCCAUGCUUCUUCACCAAUCACAGUUUAAGUAUUUAAAAUAAACACAUUUUCAAAACAUCCUCCUCUCCUCCCUUGAAUCGAAAAAAAAAAACAAAACCAAUCAAAAAUGAGAAAAACAUGUUGCGUGAAUAUUUUUAUUAUAAUUUUUUUUUUUGACUAUUAAUGAUUUCUGAGAUCUCUUGACGAUGAUACACAGAACAAACUAUAUCGGCCAUUUCACUUUAUUUUCAUAUUUUUUUUCGCAUUGCAUGACCCAUUUAUUUCA